UGUGACCAAAAAAGAAGACAAUGAAAAGUGGUGUGAGUUUGUGUAUAUAUUAUAAUUCAACCGAAUUGGUUGCAUAUUCAAACCCAAGCAUUAGAGAAGAGAAUCUGAGUCAGAGUAACGCUCCUGCAUUCCUCCUCCGACUAUCCCACCACCGGGCGCCGCUGUGGACGCCACAUUGCUGAAGAACAGCAAAUUCAAGAUCUGGGUAUUGAUCUUCAUUCUGAUCCGUAAUGGGAAAAGGAGGAUCUUUGAGCGAGGGUGUACUGAAGAAGAUCCUUCUGUCCUACUCAUAUGUCGCCAUUUGGAUCUUCCUCUCCUUCACCGUCAUCGUCUACAACAAGUACAUUCUGGACCGCAAGAUGUACAACUGGCCCUACCCGAUCUCCCUCACCUUGAUCCACAUGGCCUUCUGCUCCUCCUUGGCCUACCUCCUCGUCCGCGUCUUCAAGCUUGUUGACCCAGUUUCAAUGUCCUGGGAUCUCUACUUCAAAUCCGUCGUCCCCAUUGGCCUUCUCUAUUCCCUCUCCCUCUGGCUCUCAAAUUCCGCUUACAUUUAUCUCUCUGUUUCCUUCAUUCAGAUGCUCAAAGCCCUCAUGCCCGUGGCCGUCUAUUCCAUCGGGGUUCUAUUCAAGAAGGAUGCUUUCAAGACCGAGACCAUGGCCAAUAUGGUGUCCAUUUCGGUCGGGGUCGCAAUUGCCGCCUACGGCGAAGCCAAAUUCGAUACCUGGGGAGUGAUUCUGCAACUGGGCGCCGUCGCAUUUGAGGCCACCAGAUUGGUCAUGAUUCAGAUUCUGCUUACUUCUAAGGGUAUUACGCUUAAUCCCAUCACUUCCCUUUAUUACGUCGCGCCCUGUUGCUUGGUUUUCUUGAUUGUGCCUUGGGUCAUUGUUGAGUACCCAGUGUUGAAGGAGAAUUCCAGUUUCCAUUUAGAUUACAUAGUUUUUGGGACUAAUUCUUUAUGUGCAUUUGCUCUCAACCUCGCUGUUUUCUUGCUUGUGGGCAAGACUUCUGCUUUGACUAUGAAUGUUGCUGGAGUGGUCAAGGAUUGGCUGUUGAUAGCCUUUUCAUGGUCUGUGAUUAAGGACACUGUCACCCCUAUCAAUCUCUUUGGAUAUGGGUUGGCUUUCAUGGGUGUGGGCUACUACAAUCACUCCAAAUUACAGACACUUAAGGCUAAGGAGGCACAGAGGAAGCCUCCACAGAGUGAUGAGGAGGAGGCUGGCAGGUUAUUGAAGGAAAGAGAGGGGGAGAAUUUAGCUAAAAAGAAUGAAUCACAGGCUUGAGGAGUUUUUUUGUAGUGUAGGAUGUGGAGAGAAGACCAAAAAAGAAAAGUGAAUAUCAGGUGGAUAUAUGAUGAUCAUACAAAGCUUUGUACUUUUUUUUUUUUUUUUUUUUUUUUUUAAAUUCUAUUUUCUCUGUUUAGAAUUAUUAAGUUAUGCCAGUUUUACAUCAUUCAUACGUCUUGAGCAUGACUUGAGGCUCUUUAACUUUGCUUUACUUUUGAUAUAUUAAAUUAAUUUAA
Messenger RNA from Ipomoea nil (Japanese morning glory), 1522 nucleotides. Its product is annotated as probable sugar phosphate/phosphate translocator At4g32390. Gene Ontology annotation, molecular function: antiporter activity. The record is from RefSeq and is a predicted model, not a curated record. The transcript is spliced from 2 exons. Bases 231 to 1283 code for a protein of 350 amino acids. Gene Ontology annotation, cellular component: endosome; trans-Golgi network; Golgi apparatus. NCBI's taxonomy places the organism in Eukaryota, Viridiplantae, Streptophyta, Magnoliopsida, Solanales, Convolvulaceae.